AUGAGUGAAGUUGAAUCAAGACAGGCAUCAAGAUGGGGGCUCUGGUGGUCACGAAGUGAACCAAUUGAGGAGGAGGAAGAGGUUGCUCCCGAGUCUGAUGAUAGUUAUGGUGAAGAUGAGGUUGACAAUAUCGGUUCUGAUGCUACUUGGUACCAAACUAUUUGGAAUAAGGUUCCUGGGUUCCCUUUUAGAGCUAAUAAUUUAAUGCUUAUAGAUGAGAACAUACGAUAUUCUGAUUUGACUGAGGAGCAGUUACAGUUUCUGAAGGAUGAAUCGAUGCAAGUGAUUAUGAGGAAUUGUGGGAGUUGGUGCUGGGUUGAAAAUUUAUCUGACAUUAAGAUUGAAGAUACUGACUGGAUAAAACGGAAAGGGACAGUGUCAGUUUAUGGUACAGGUUCAGUGAAGUAUCCAUUGAUCUUUGAAAAUUUUCCAGUUGAAUCCGAACACGUUGGUUAUAAGAUUUUUAUUAAAAAUUCUUUGAUUUUACCCUCUGAUUCUCCAUUAGAUAUCUUCCAUACUCAGCCUUGGACUACUAAAUUUGCAAAUACAAUAAAAGAACAUUAUAAUUUUCCUAAUGAGAAGCAUUUAUAUUUGAAAAAUGCCACUGAUAGUUUACUUCGAGAGAAAAAAAUAUUAAUAGUGUCAGUGACUGGCCAUUUACCUGAAAAAUAUGAGAAAUUUUCUUUGGAGUCUCAAAGACAUGCCCAAUAUCUGUCAUUUAAAUUAGCACAGUCAUUGAAACAUGAUUCACCUUCAAAUAUUAACGCCAUAUCAUUCACAUGUCCUCUAGACCUCGAAGAAACUACAACAUGUUUCGAACAAUGCACAACGUUAUUGAAGAAUUUUGAAGACUUAUUUGUUGACAUUGAUGCUGUUUUUUUUGUUGGUGUUUAUCAUAGUGUCCCAUUGGUAAUUAAGUUAGCAUCUCAUAUUUUACAAAAUCAUAGUGCACUGGGCUUCGAUGAAGAUGUAGUAGCUGGUAUACUAGCAUUUGAAUCCAAUUUAGAAGGUUAUAGAUUUUGGGACCACAGCAGCGAUAAUAAUAGUAUGGAUACUGAACAAGAUUAUUCAAAAAUUCAACAAUCAAGAGAAAAACAGCUGUUUCAGGGAUCAUCAAGGCAACAACAAGAUAAUUUAAUUAAAAUUAGGAAUUAUAGAAAAUUGGAUUCGCUUGAGUCGUUAUCUGUUCAACAAAACUUUGAUUGGAUUUUAAAUAAUUGGAAACUCUCUAGAGUGACAUUUUUUGGUAAACUCUACGAUAAUUUUAUGACAGUAACUCAAAAAUUAGCCAUUGAUUACACCCAUCCAAAGAUAUUUAGACAUAUAUGGUGUAGUGGUAAAUACAUGGGGAUUGAUACGAAGAAACCAGAAGAGAUCGAAUUGCCUGAUAUUCAUUUGGAGAGUUUAAAAUUUGAUUCUGAGAUCAAAAUUCCAGAGAAUCGAUUAUUUGAAAUAAUUUUUCUAGGUAAUCUGCUAUUGGCAAUCAACCUUGGUCAUACAGAUUUUGCACCACUAUUAAAGUUAAUAAGUCCAUUUUUCAUUUCAAGGUCAUACAACGAAAAUACAAUGUCAUCAAACAUCAAGAAACAGAUUCAAAAUGAAUUAAGACCUUGGCUAAUGGAGAUGGAAUUAAAAUGGAAAACAACAGAAGUUCCAACAGAUGAACAACUCAACGAUCUACCGGAAUCGCUGUCAACCUUAUAUUCAUUCUUACAAUUUACACAUUUCAACAAUUUGAAGAAUCCAAAUUUAGUUAAAAUCCAAGACGAUGUAUACGAUGACGAUGAAGUAUAUAAAUGUUUCAUCGAAAACACAAUUAAAACCAAAUCACCAAUCAAUAAAAAACAUUUACAAAUGUCAAAUGAUCAUUCGACACCAAAAAGUAUAUUAAAGACAUUAAACCAAUAUGAUCUAGUUUGGAAAUUUCACGAAUUUUUAUCAGAUUUUAUGAACUUAAAAAACCUCCCAAAACAAGAGUACCCACCAAAAGUAAACUUCAGCAUAUCAACCGACUACGGCUUCAGGAACAAUUCUUUCACAGACCCAAACAAUUUCGAAAGAAACAAUAAAGAAUCAUUAGCAAGGAUUUCAAAAAUCUGGGACUCCUACCAACACUGGAGCCCACCAACAAGAGGUCUUAAGCAAUUAAAAGAAAUUUUAAGCGUACUUUUGUUGUAUUCCGAUUCUCAGAAAUUAAUCAAAGAUAUCGAAAGAAAAUAA
Vanderwaltozyma polyspora DSM 70294 is the source of this 2220-nucleotide messenger RNA. RefSeq names its product Cvm1p (gene CVM1). Lineage: Eukaryota; Fungi; Ascomycota; Saccharomycetes; Saccharomycetales; Saccharomycetaceae. The record is from RefSeq and is a predicted model, not a curated record. The transcript has a single exon. The coding region runs from base 1 to 2220 and encodes 739 amino acids.